Messenger RNA from Ilex paraguariensis (yerba mate), 594 nucleotides. Lineage: Eukaryota; Viridiplantae; Streptophyta; Magnoliopsida; Aquifoliales; Aquifoliaceae. The record is from the annotation of a GenBank genome assembly.
AUGGUGAAUGUGUUUACAGUGGUGAAGCCAUUGUUGCAAGGGCUGAUGAAGCUAGUUGGGAUGACACCCAAAUUAGUGGAGAUCGAACCAAGGACAUUAAUGAAUUUCUGGGUCCCAAAUGAAACGAUCCAAAGGAAUCAAAAUCAAAAUCAAAACCAUACUGCAUGGGAUAUUUUUUACAAUAAACCAUCUAGAAUCCUGCCACAUACCAAUCACAAAACCAACAAGCCUGCAGUGGUAUUCGUUCAUGGCUUCGUCGGAGACGGCAUUAUAACAUGGCUAUUCCAAGUAUUGGCUUUAACCGGCAGGUACGCAGUCUACGUGCCGGACCUCCUCUUCUUCGGCGGCUCCACCACCGACAGCCACCACCGGUCAACCACCUUCCAGGCAGAAUGUUUGGCCAAGGGUUUGAGGAAGCUAGGAGUGGAGAGUUGUACACUGAAGAUUGGGUUCUCACGGUGGUCGGAAUUUUUGUUGCCGGAGACCGUUGAGGGUGUGAAAGUUAUGCUUACAGUGGGUACUCACAGGGUGCCAUGGCUUCCUGAUUUUCUUUUCAGAAACUUCUGGAGGUGCUUACUCUUCCUUGCACCCUAG